UCCCCGACUCUCCGUCUUAUUUUACUCUUACUCUCCGUCUUAGAGCUCAGAAGUCUUUAAUCUCGGAUUGGAGAUGUCGUCGGCUAGUGAUAACUCCGGAGCCGCAGGGGGAUCCUUCAAGCGGCACAACUCCAAGUCCAACCCGGAGAGCCACGUCAUCACGAUCAAGGAAAUCAUCGACGGCUCCGAGAAGACAAAGUCCAAGUCUGCCGCCGUCAUUCAGAAGGUGCCGGAGGAGCUCCGGAAGCUGAAGGAGAGCGCCUACACGCCCCGGUUCGUCUCCAUCGGCCCUCUUCACAGCAACAACGACCACCUCAAAAAGUGUAUGCAGAACAUCAAGAUGUCCUACGUCAAGUACCUCUUCGGCCGGAUGGCCGAAUCCGGCAAGGAGGAGAAAGCUCAGGUGCUGAAACGGUGCCAAGACGAAAUGAGUAAGCUCACCGGCGAAGCCAAGAAGUUCUAUGCCGAGAACGGCGAUUUGCUCACUGAGGACAUGCUCGUCAUUGACGGUUGUUUCGUUCUCAAGCUUCUCUACUGGAAACGAAACCUCAUCGCUUUCGAGCAGUGCACCCCCCACGCGCGGAGCUUCGUCACCUCGUACGCCUACCUCAUGGACAGGCUCGUCAGCACCGCCAAGGACGUGAAGGUGCUAAUAUAGGCCGAAGUUCUGGUAAACUAUUUGGCCGCUGACGAAGAGGUCUCCGAUCUGUUCAACAAGCUCUGCAAGGAAGUGGUUUUGGGCGACUUCUACUUCGCGGAGACGUGUCAGAAAGCGGCGGAUUACAGCAAGCUGGGGUGGCCGGAAUUCAUUGGGUACAUGAGAAGGAAUUACUUUGCGAAACCGUGGAUGUUCACGGCUUUCCUCGUUGCGUUUCUGGUCUUCGGCAUGACGGUGGGCACUUUCAUCCGGAAUCUUCUUAGGUAAUCCGCGCCGACGCUGUUUCGUCCGAGACUCUUUUCAAUCCACAUUUCUUUUUUAAAUCUAAGUGGCUGUGACCAAUAUUAUACUAGCAAUAAAACUAGUAUUGGACAGUUUAGAGUGCAGUGUAUAGCAGCAGCAGAAGCAGAAGCAGACGUCUU
Molecule: messenger RNA, 1080 nt
Organism: Diospyros lotus (date-plum)
Lineage: Eukaryota; Viridiplantae; Streptophyta; Magnoliopsida; Ericales; Ebenaceae
Product: UPF0481 protein At3g47200-like
Exons: 2
Coding region: 74-658 (194 amino acids)
Source: RefSeq, a predicted model, not a curated record